Messenger RNA from Polyodon spathula (Mississippi paddlefish), 2235 nucleotides. RefSeq names its product interferon-induced protein 44-like. Bases 590 to 1936 code for a protein of 448 amino acids. Gene Ontology annotation, molecular function: GTP binding. The transcript has 10 exons. The record is from RefSeq and is a predicted model, not a curated record. Lineage: Eukaryota; Metazoa; Chordata; Actinopteri; Acipenseriformes; Polyodontidae.
UCAUGUUUAACCAAAAAAAAAAGUUAAUCAAACCAUUCUACUUUUAUGAAAAGUUCUGCUACACAAUGCUUUGGAGGCCAAGUGGAAUAAUUAAAAGUAUUAUUUUUUUUUAACAUCAAUAUGCAUUUCCUCAGCAUAAUACGAUUAAAUAACACGGUGUAACUGGAGCUUUUGUUGCGGAUUCUUCUUAUUUCAAGUACAAAUUCUACUGCCCGUAUUAAAAGACAGUUAAAAUGAUUAAACGAGGAAGACUUCAAGGUUGCGAAUUGCAGUCUUCGGAAAACACCGUCAAUUUAUAUUUCUCAGCUUCACUUUCGAUUCCCGAAGUUACCAAUGAUACAAAGCCAUUGUCGGGAAAAACGCCUCGGAGUCGCCGCACGAAGAAAGCAGCCUGACUGACUGUUCAUUUGAGACCAGUCAGAUCUUGCAGUGGACUCCCCCUCUCUAUGUAUGUCUGUUCUAUGGCUCAUCUACAGAAUGACCGCAGUUACUGUCUGGUGUGAUGGUGAAUGAUCUGGAGGAAUGUGGCUGCAAAUCAAUUUCCAAUCAAUCAAUCAUCCAACCUACUGUUUAAAAGAAAGAUUCAAGAAUGGCCGAGGUCAAAUCAAAUCUGUCCAAAGAAGCAGAACGUAAGUUGCGGUCUCUCUUUGAGCCGGUGAACCUCAGUCUUCUUUACAAAGCCAAUGUCCAUGGCUACAACAGUGCAGAAUUUCACAGCAAAUGUGACAGGCAAGGUCCUACCCUUACCGUGGGAUACAACAAGCCCGGCUUCAUCUUCGGGGGAUACACCAGCAUGAGCUUUGCCCAGACAGGGCAGCACCUGGUAGACGAGAAAGCCUUCAUUUUCAGCUGGAACUCGAAUGAUCCAGAAAAACAGCCUCUCCGGAUUCCUGUUGCCAAUGCCCAAUAUGCCAUCCUUGAUAAUAAUGGUGGGCCAAAUUUUGGGGCAGCACUUGUAUUUCUUAACAACAAUGUGGCAGCAGUCAUCACGAACCCAGGGCAGUACUAUACCUUCAAUGCUGAAGAGUUGCACGGGGGUGAUUUAAAUCUCACUGAAUGUGAAGUGUAUCGAGUCGAAUCUCUUGGAUAUAUGCUGGAGAAGCCGUGGAGGACUGUCCAGUGGAAGGCAGAGAAAAGGAAAGAGUUAAUUGACACCAUCAGGAGUUACAAACCACCUGUGACCACGGUCCCACAAGUUCGGGUUCUGCUCGUUGGUCCGGUUGGCGCUGGGAAAUCCAGCUUCUUCAACUCUGUUAACUCAGUCUUCCGAGGUCAUGUGACCAGCCAGGCUUCCGCUGGGAGUUCAGCUACCAGUCUGACUACUAAGUUUCGGAGCUAUUUCGUGAAGGAGGGCCGGGACGGCAAGCCCCUGCCUGUAGUGCUCUGUGAUACCAUGGGGCUGGAGGAGGUCACCGGGGCAGGGCUGGAUGUGGACGAUGUGGUCAGCAUCAUAAAUGGGCAUGUUCCAGACAGAUAUCAGUUCAACCCAUCCACAGCCAUACAAAAAAACACACCAGGCUUUAUAAAGUCAGCAGAGCUGAAGGACAGAAUCCACUGUGUGGCCUUUGUGAUGGAUGCUUGUAAAGUGAAGAUCAUGUCGGCCAAGCUGGAAGAAAAACUCACCACCAUUCGGAAGAAGAUCAACCUGAUCGGGGUUCCUCAGCUUGUUCUUCUGACCAAGGUGGAUGAGGCGUGUGAGUUGGUGGCCAGCGAUGUAUCAAGUGUUUACAAAAGCAAAUUCAUUGAAGGGAAGAUGCAGGAGGUUGGAGCCCGGCUUGGCAUUCCAGUGUGUUGCAUCGUCCCAGUCAGGAACUACAACAAUGAACUAGAGCUGGACUGCAACACCGAUAUCCUGCUUCUCAGUGCCGUCAUCCAAAUGCUGCGCCUUGCAGAUAAUUACUUUGAUGAUGUCGGCUGUGAUGAAAAAUAUGACUGAACUCUGUGUGCUUUGGUGGAUGAUUAUGCUCAUUUAGAAAGUCAUUGCUUAUAGGGAAACAACCAACAGCCAAAGCAUCCUGAUAAAUGCAUAACUGAUUAAUAUAGUAAUAAAUCGAAUGAUCUGCUUUUGGUACAUUGCUUUACAGUUAAAUGUAAUCACAGUGUUUUCCUUUUUCCAGAAUGUGUAUGUGUGUUUUUUUUUUGUUUUUUUGUGUGCCAUUUUUUGUAUUUCAAGCUUAAUGUCAGGUUUGAUUUGAGUUAUUUGUCGUCUUUUUUUUUUUUUUUUUAAACUCCUUG